Messenger RNA from Pantherophis guttatus, 1862 nucleotides. NCBI's taxonomy places the organism in Eukaryota, Metazoa, Chordata, Lepidosauria, Squamata, Colubridae. The record is from RefSeq and is a predicted model, not a curated record.
GGCACCCCGGGAAGCGCUGCCUUUUUUUUUUAAUUAUUAUUAUUAUUAUUUUUUAAACCGGGCUGGAACAUCGGCAGGGAGGAAGAAGGGAAGGAGAAAGAGAAGGAAAGAAGAGAGCAAGAGAAGCGCGGCCAGAUGGCGACCUCCAAGCGAGGGAAGCGAUCCACUCGGAAACUCCGAGACUGGACGGUGGAGCAGGUGGAGAGCGGGAAGUACCCAGGUUUGGUUUGGCAUGACCCUCCGGCCAAAACCAUGUUCCGUAUCCCGUGGAAACACGCCGGAAAGCAGGAAUUCCGACAGGAAGAAGACGCUGGUUUUUUCAAGGCCUGGGCUAUCUAUAAAGGAAAAUACAAACCUGGAGAACACAACCCGGCGACUUGGAAGACGCGCAUCCGCUGCGCUUUGACCAAAAGUACCGAGUUCGAGGAAAUGCCGUCCCUUUCCCGGUCGGAUGUGACGGAGCCUUACAAAGUAUACCGCUUGGUGCCGGUUGCGGAGCAGCCGACGGGCAAGAAGGCCAAAACACCGAAAACCAACCAGGGGAGAAUGGAGGAUGCCAGCAGCUCCGAGGCGGAGGCGGCGAGUCCCAGGGAGGAGAUCCAGCCGCCGGCCGAUUCCCUGUCGCUGUUGCAAAGGGAAGAGCCCCCCGCCCCAGAAGCCAUGAUGAGCCAUGCGACCAAUGUUUUCAACCCGUCCAACUACCAGAACGGGCAAGUCAGUCCUCAGGCCGCUGAACCAGCGCCGGAAGUGAACCUGAUUACUUUCAGCUUGAGGACAGAUCCCAACCCUGUGGUGAGGACUGCUACCGAACCAACAGGUGAGAUCCCAGAGCUGGGAGGAUCUUCCGAGGAUUUUUCUCUUUGCAUGUCCAUCGCCUACGCGGGCGAACCGAUCUGCGAAUACUUGUUACCGGAAGGCGAAUUUCUCAUUACGUCGGUCCCAGCUCCGCUGAAAGACGCGGUCAAUUGUAUGAAACGUUUCGUUUUGCCGGCCCCAGUGAACAUGGCCAAUGCGCCGGUGAUCAUUCAGCGUCUGCUCAAGGAGUUGGAAAAAGGCAUCAUGGUGGCCAGUAACCACGAAGGGAUCUUCAUUCAAUGCCGGGGCAAAGUAUGCGUCUCGUGGUCGGGAUUUUUGGUCCCCGAGGGCCAAGUCAAACUGGAGAAUAACACUCACCAGCAGCUGUUCAAAUCCCGGGAGUUUCGGUCAGCUCUGGAGCAAUACCAACGGGGCCUGGCUCCACUCCCGGAUUCCCGGGUCAUUCUCUACAUCGGCGGUAAACUGGAAAGAAACGGACAUAUGGACUGCAACCCCAUCGUCAUUCAGAUGGAACAGACUUUUGCUAUCCGGCUGCAUUCCUCCGGCUGCUCGCUGUAGUAGAGAUCCUCGUUUCCUACCCCAGCGUGGUUUCCCUGGCCACCUUAUCUGCAGAAACCACAUCCUGAGAACACAAAGCUUUUGAUUCCUGCUUUCUCCUGAGAAGAAACCAACAUUGGUUUGGAGGCCAAAUUUGGACGGGCUUGGAAGUGCUGCUUACUGGUGGCGUCCAAAGGAAAACACUAAAAAACGGCCAAAAAAAAAAAAAAGCGAAUUUUGGGAUCAUCUUUUUAUGUUUUGGAGAUGAGGAGACGAACGUCCUUCCGUAGCCCGACCAUCCUGCCGAAUUCUGCAUUUCCUGGCUGAGAUACGGUGGAAAAAAAAUGUCUUUUCUGCCAUCUUCUGCAAAAUUUAUCUGUUGCUUCUUCCCCUUCCUGUAUUGUCACUUUAUACUGUUUGCACUUUACCUGACUCUAAAAGAAACCUAAUCUGACAGACUUUUUACUGUGUUCUGAAUUAAUAAAACGUUAGUGAAAGUCGUGUUAUAA